AGUGUGCUGUGAGGACCUAGCGAGCAUCAUUUCUCUCCUCCGUUCUCCUCUCCUCACCUUCACUGAGCCACUCCAUCCCUCCUCCUCCUCUGCUAUGACAUCUCACACCAGCUGCGCGCUGCCUCCGCCAGCCCGACGCUGCUCAUCCAACAUGGACAUGUGCGCCUGGAAUAGCCGCGAUUGAUCCUCGGCUGGCGUUAUUUUUUUGUUUAGUGUUUUAUUUCGCUUUUUGAAAACAUAUAACAACGCAAGAAGAAAAGGAGGAGGGGGGGCGGCUGUCAUCUUUAACCCCCCUCCGCUCCCUUGAGCCAAGCAGAGCGGCAAGGUGGGGGGAAGGCUUGCAGCCAGCUCGGAUUUAUUAAACGGCAACAUGACGGAUUUGGAGAUGCCAAUGAUGGUGGUGAAGCGGAGGAGGCUGAUGGUGAGGAAAAUGGCCCGACUAAGACUCGACCUCUCACUUCUCCUCCUGACGGGGCUCCUCAUUGGGGAUUUCUCCUCCUCCGGGGCUGAAUCAUGUGGUGGUGUAAUCCAAGGCCUGAACGGGACGAUAGAAUCGCCUGGCUUCCCCCACGGCUAUCCCAACUACGCCAACUGUACGUGGCUGAUAAUAACAGGGGAGCGAAACAGGAUCCAGCUCACCUUCGUAACGCUCGCACUAGAGGAAGACUUUGAUAUGGUGUCUGUAUAUGAUGGACAACCUUCGCCUGGGAACUUAAAAAUGAGGUUGUCAGGGUUCAUGCUGCCUUCUCCUAUUGUCAGCACCGGAUCUAUAUUGGCCUUGUGGUUUACCACCGAUUUUGCCGUCAGUGCACAGGGCUUCAAAGCCGUCUACGAAGUCCUGCCCAGCCAUACAUGUGGCACCCCCGGACUCAUCCCAAACGGAGUCAUUCAUGGAGCACGAUACAACAUCGGUGACAAAAUCCGUUACAGCUGCGAGUCUGGUUUCGUCCUGGAGGGGCAUAAUAUCCUCACAUGUUUCGUAUCACCGGGCAGCGGAGCACAGUGGGACUUCCCCUCACCAUUUUGUAGAGCGGAGGGGGCAUGCGGCGGCACGUUACGAGGCACGGCGGGUUCAAUAACCAGUCCUAGCUACCCCGCUGAGUAUGACAACAAUCUGGAUUGCAUGUGGUCAAUCCUCGCCGAACCCGGGGACACGAUAGCCCUUGUCUUUAAUGACUUCUUUUUGGAAGACAAGUAUGACUUCCUGGAAAUCAGCGGGACAGAGGCACCCAGCAUCUGGCUAACUGGGACAAGCCUGCCUUCACCAGUUAUAUCAAGCAAGAACUGGCUGCGGAUACACUUCACCUCAGACAGCAACCACCGAAGGAAAGGAUUUAGUGCUCAGUACCAAGUGAAGAAAGCUAUAGAGUUGAAGUCCAGAGGAGUGAAGAUGAUGCCCAAUAAAGACUCAAGUCACAAAAAUGCAGUCUUGAGUCAAAGUGGCCUGGCUGGAGAUGUGUGUCCAGAUCCUGGAGUCCCAGAGAAUGGCAAGAGGAUGGGAUCCGCCUUCCAAAUCGGCUCCAGCGUCCAAUUCAGUUGCGACGACAGCUACGUUCUUCAAGGAUCUAAAAGUAUCACUUGUCAGAGAGUGACGGACACACUGGCUGCUUGGAGUGACCAUCGGCCCAUCUGCAGAACCCGAACGUGUGGUAGCAACUUACGGGGGCCCAGAGGAAUCAUAACAUCUCCUAACUACCCUGUGCAGUAUGAGAACAACGCUCACUGUGUUUGGGUAAUCACCGCGCUGGAUUCUGCAAAGGUUAUAAAGCUGUCAUUUGAAGAAUUUGACCUGGAACGUGGCUAUGAUACACUCACAGUGGGUGACGGCGGGAAGAUAGGAGACACUCGACGGGUACUUUAUGUACUCACUGGGUCCAGUGUUCCUGACAUCAUUGUGAGCUUGUCCAAUCAGAUGUGGCUUCACCUGCAGUCUGACGACACAAUCGGCUCUGCUGGGUUCAAAGCAGUCUAUGAAGAGAUCGAACGGGGAGGCUGCGGUGAUCCUGGCGUGCCGGCGUUUGGUCGUCGUAGUGGCAAUGCAUUUCAACACGGGGAUAUGCUGACCUUCUCCUGCCAGUCUGCAUUUGAAUUAGUUGGCGAGAGGAGCAUUACGUGCCAGCAUAAUAACCAGUGGUCUGGUAAUAAACCCAGUUGCAUCUUUUCGUGUUUCUUCAACUUCACGGCCCCAUCGGGAACAGUGCUGUCCCCAAACUAUCCUGAGGAAUACGGGAACAAUCUCAACUGCGUAUGGCUGAUCAUUUCUGAACCAGGGAGCCGCAUUCAUUUGCUCUUCUCUGAUUUCGACCUGGAGCCUCAGUUUGAUUGGUUGGCGGUAAAAGAUGAAGGUCUAUCUGAGCCCACCACUUUUGGCACAUUUUCUGGAAAGGAUGUACCAUCCCAAAUUGCCUCACAUGGACACAUCAUGAGACUGGAAUUUCAGUCCGAUCACUCCAAUACUGGGAAAGGCUUCAACAUCAGCUAUACAACAUUUGGCCAGAAUGAGUGCCAUGAUCCAGGGGUGCCUGUCAACGGGCAAAGAUAUGGAGACCAAUUCCAACUCGGCAGCUCUGUAGCUUUCCGCUGUGACCAAGGAUUCAUUAGGACACAGGGGUCAGAUCAGGUCACCUGCAUCAUUCAAGAUGGAAAUGUUGUUUGGUCUGCAGCUAUGCCUCGCUGUGAAGCUCCAUGUGGAGGCCAUCUCACCGCUCCUAGCGGAGUUCUUCUCUCUCCUGGUUGGCCUUCCUUCUACAAGGAUUCUCUCAACUGCCAGUGGGUGAUUGAAUCUCAAGCAGAUCACGCUGUGAAGAUACACUUUGACAGGUUCCAGACGGAGGUCAACUAUGACACGUUGGAGAUCAGGGAUGGUCCCUCAUCCUCCUCCCCCUUGAUCGGCGAGUACCAUGGAACCCAGGCGCCUCAUUUCCUGAUCUCCACGUCCAACUUCCUGUUCCUGUUGUUCACCACUGACAACAGUCGCUCGGCGGCGGGCUUCAGCAUCAGAUACGAGAGUGUGAAAAUGGAGUCAGACUCUUGUCUUGACCCGGGUAUUCCGGUGAAUGGACGUCGCCAUGGCAGCAGCUUUUCCAUUGGCUCCCGUGUCUCGUUUACAUGCGACCCGGGAUAUACUCUGAGCGAUCAGGAGCCCAUCGUUUGCGAGCAGAAUCAUCAGUGGAGUCACGCUCUUCCCAGCUGUGACGCUCUGUGUGGAGGCUAUGUGUUUGGGAAAAUGGGAACGAUUCUUUCGCCGGGAUUUCCUGACUUCUACCCCAACUCUCUGAACUGCACCUGGACCAUAGAGGUGUCUCAUGGUAAAGGAGUCCACCUCAUAUUCCAUACUUUCCAUUUGGAGGAGAACCAUGACUACCUGUCUAUCACAGAGAACGAAAAUUUUCUGGUUCCGGUGGCCCGACUGACUGGCUCCGUGUUACCUCCCAGUGUCAAAGCGGGGCUUUUUGGGAAUUUCAGCGCUCAGCUCCGAUUCAUAUCUGAUUUCUCCAUGAGUUACGAGGGAUUUAACAUCACAUUCUCAGAAUAUGACUUGGAGCCUUGCGAGGAUCCGGGUGUUCCGGCUUUCAGCAGACGUACAGGAUUCCGAUUUCAAGUUGGCGACUCACUUGCCUUUUCUUGUUUCCACGGUUACCGACUCGAGGGAGACAGCAAGAUCACCUGUCUCGGUGGAGGCAGGCGAGUGUGGAGCAACACAUUGCCCAGAUGUAUAGCUGAGUGUGGAGCCACCUCUCUGGGGCCAGAGGGUGUUCUUGUCUCGCCAAACUUCCCUUCCAACUAUGACAACAAUCACGAGUGCAUCUACCGCAUCACCACUGAGAAGGGAAAAGGAAUCAGGCUGAAAGCUGAGAGCUUCUCUCUGCAAGAUGGAGACCAUCUCAGGGUGUAUGAUGGCGAAAACAGCUCAUCUCGUCUCCUUGGGAACUUCACCCGGAGUGCUAUGAUGGGCCAUAUUAUCAAUAGCACCUCCAAUCACGUGUGGCUGGAGUUCAAUAGCAACGCCUCUGGAACAACGCAGGGCUUUCACCUCACAUAUAAAAGUUUUGACCUGGUGCGAUGUGAAGAACCUGGCGUCCCCAGUUACGGCUACAAGAUCCAAGACGAUGGACAUUAUGCUAACACAUUUGUCCUUUACUCUUGCAACCCUGGCUACAGUCUCCAUGGAAGUAGUACACUGACCUGUCUAAGUGGGGACAGACGUGUUUGGGACAAACCACUUCCAUCCUGUAUCGCGGAGUGUGGCGGUCACAUCACGGGAGCGGUGUCUGGACGAAUUUUGUCUCCAGGAUACCCUGCCCCUUAUGACAACAAUCUCCACUGUACCUGGACUAUAGAGGCGGAUACUGGGAAGACUAUCAGCCUCCAUUUCAUUGUCUUUGACACUGAGAUCGGCCAUGACAUCCUGAGAGUUUGGGAUGGGCCAUCUGGGCCAUCGGAUGGAGGCAUCCUUUUGAAAGAAUGGUCUAGUCCAGCCUUACCUGAAGAUAUCCAUUCAACCUUCAACAUACUGACACUUCAGUUUGAUGCGGACUACUUUAUCAGCAAACAAGGGUUUUCCAUCCAGUUUUCCACCACAACAGCGACGACCUGUAAUGACCCUGGCAUCCCAGUAAAUGGCUCUCGAUAUGGAGACACUAAGGAGCCCGGUGACAGUAUGACGUUCCAGUGUGACCCCGGCUAUCAGCUCCAAGGCUCUGAUACCAUCACAUGUGUCCGCAUGGAAAACAGAUUCUACUGGCAGCCUGACCCUCCAACAUGUAUUGCAACCUGCGGUGGUAACGUCAGUGGUCCUUCUGGAGUGAUCCUGUCUCCUAACUACCCCCAGCCUUACCCUCCAGGGAAAGAGUGUGAUUGGCGAAUCCGAGUCAACGCAGACUUUGUCAUUGCUCUCAUCUUCAAAAGUUUCAACAUGGAGCCCAGUUAUGACUUCCUGCACAUUUACGAGGGCGAAGACUCGAAUGGGCCUCUACUGGCAAGUCUCCAAGGCAACCAAGCCCCAGAUCGCAUCGAGAGCAGUGGGAACAGUCUCUUCCUGGCAUUCCGAUCGGACGCCUCACUGGGCAUGUCUGGCUUCGCCAUUGAGUUCAGAGAAAAGCCAAGGGAGGCCUGUUUUGAUCCUGGUAACAUCAUGAAUGCUAGUCGGACUGGCUAUGACUAUAAACUGGGAUCUCAGGUGUCCUAUAACUGUCACCAUGGCUACACAACAGUGGGCAGUCAAACAAUAACCUGUGUGAUGGGGCAUGACGGGAAGCCAGUGUGGGACAAGGCUCUGCCAUCAUGUAAAGCACCAUGCGGUGGACAGUAUGGUGGAUCUGACGGAGUCGUUUUGUCUCCAAACUACCCUUUGAACUACACCAGUCGACAAAUCUGCUCCUACUACAUCACAGUGCCUCCACAGUUUGUUGUUUUUGGUCAGUUUGCCUUCUUCCAGACUGCGAUGAACGACUCAGUGGAGCUGUUUGAUGGGGCCAAUGAGAGCUCGCGAUUGCUGAGUUCGCUGGCGGGAUCACAUUCAGGAGAGACGCUGCCCUUGGCAACUUCCCAUCAAAUCAUGCUGCGAUUCAAUGCCAAGAGUGGUCAACCAGCUAAGGGCUUUCACUUUGUCUACCAAGCUGUGCCUCGGACAAGUGACAGUCAGUGUAGCUCGGUGCCAGAGCCUCGCUACGGCAGGCGGAUCGGGUCAGAGUUCUCCGCCGGCUCGGUGAUCCGUUUCGAGUGCAGUCCAGGAUAUCUCCUGAAGGGAUCCAGCGCAAUCCGGUGCCAGGCCGUACCAGGUGCUCUGGCCCAGUGGAAUUCAACGACGCCAAACUGUAUCGUUCCUUGCAGUGGGAAUCUGACAGAACGCCGUGGUACCAUAUUGUCUCCUGGCUUUCCAGAGCCAUACCCAAACAGUCUCAACUGUCUGUGGAGAAUCCAUGUCAGCGAAGGAGCUGGAAUACAGAUUCAAGUGAUGAAAUUUGCUACCGAGCACAACUGGGAUUCUCUGGAGAUCUACGAUGGGGGAGACAUGACGGCUCCUAAAUUAGGGUCGUUUUCUGGAACUACAGCCCCUGCCCUCCUUAACUCCACAUCCAAUCAGCUUCUCUUGCACUUUCAGAGUGACAUUAGCGUUGUGGCUGCAGGAUUUCACCUUGAAUACAAAACGGUCGGUCUGACGACUUGUCCUGAGCCGAUGAUCCCAGCAAACGGCAUAAAAACCGGAGACCGAUACAUGGUCAAUGAAGUAGUGGCCUUCACCUGUGAGCCUGGAUACACCUUGCAGGGCCACUCUCAUAUUUCCUGCAUGCCUGGGACUGUGCGCAGAUGGAACUACCCACCUCCUCUUUGCAUAGCUCGUUGUGGUGGGGUAUUGUCUGAGGUCACUGGAGUGAUCCUGAGUCCGGGUUUCCCAGGCAACUACCCCGGCAACCUAGACUGCACCUGGCAAAUCAUCUUGCCGACAGGAUAUGGAGCUCAUAUUCACUUCCAAAACUUUUCCUCUGAAGACAACCAUGACUUCCUGGAGGUGCGGUCGGGACCGCAGCACAGCUCGUCUCUGAUCGGACAAUUCACUGGUUCACAAGUCCCGCCCUCUCUUCUAAGCACCACCCAUCAGACCAUCAUUCACUUCUACAGUGACCAUUCAGAGAACAGGAUGGGGUUCAAACUCACUUAUCAAGCUUACCAACUUCAAAACUGCCAGGAUCCUUCUCCUUUUACAAAUGGUGACAUCAUCAACAGUGACUACAGUGCUGGCCGGUCAAUAACAUUCCUGUGUUAUGCUGGCUAUGUUUUGAUUGGACACCCAGUCCUGACAUGUCUCCAUGGGACCAACCGGAAGUGGAAUCACCCAUUUCCACGCUGUGAGGCUCCCUGCGGCUACAAUGUCACAGCUGAAAAUGGGACCAUUUAUUCGCCUCAGUACCCCAGUGAAUACCCCAACUCACAAGACUGUAGCUGGCUCAUCACCGUCCCCCACGGACAUGGAGUUUACGUCAACUUUACCCUGUUGCAGACUGAGCCUGUCACUGAUUACAUUGCUGUAUGGGAUGGUCCAGAUGCAUCCAGUCCUCAGCUAGGUGUCUUCAGUGGCAACACGGCAUUAGAGUCAGCCUACAGUUCCAGCUCCAAGGUUCUGAUCCGCUUUCACUCUGACUUUUCAACCGGAGGAUUCUUCAUACUCAACUUCCAUGCCUACCGUUUGAAGAAAUGCCCUCCUCCACCUCUAGUGGAGAAUGCUGACGUAAUUUAUGAGGAUGAAGAUUUCCUAAUAGGUGAUAUUGUGGCUUAUCGUUGUCUCCCUGGAUACACACUCAUUGGGAAGGCGGAGCUCAUGUGUACGCUCAACUCCCAUUUACUGUUUGAGGCACCACCGCCAACCUGCCAAGCCCAGUGUCCAGCCAAUGAGGAGAGAUCUUCAUCAUCAGGCGUCAUUUUGAGUCCCAUGUUCCCCGGCAACUACCCCAACAGCCAGACCUGCUCCUGGCUGCUUCGCAUGCUUCCAGGUUUCAUCAUCAAUAUCUACGUUGAGAUGUUCCACAGCGAGAAGCAAUUUGACGAGCUGGAAAUUUUUGAUGGAUCCUCAGGACAGAGCCCUUUGCUUGUGGCUCUCAGUGGAAAUCAUUCAUCUCAACUCAACUUCACCUCCAAAACCAAUCAGCUUUACCUACGCUGGUCCACUGACCAUGCAACCAACAAGAAAGGAUUCAAGAUAAGAUACUCGGCUGCGUACUGUAGUAUUAAUGAUCCCCCAGCGAAUGGGGGCGUCGUCAACCGAACCAAACUCCGCCCGGGCAGCAGACUCCAGUUCUACUGUAACCAUGGUUACCGUCUGGUCGGCUCUAUGAAUUCCACCUGUCGGCUCCGUCCCAAUGGGCUAUACCAAUGGGAUACACCUCCACCAUUCUGUCAAGCUAUCUCCUGUGGGAUCCCCCAGUCACCCGGCAAUGGCAGCUUCUACGCCUACCAUUACAACGUGGGCAGUCAGGUGACCUACCACUGUAAACAUGGUUAUCACCUUGAUCCCAGCCUACCAGCCACGGCAAUGUGUUUGGAGGAUGGCAGCUGGAGUAAUUCCGCCUCACCCCCAAGGUGUCUCUCCAUUCACUGUUCGAGCAUUGAGGGAGUCUUGUCAGAUCACAUGACCUAUCAUCUGCUGUCUGGUACACUGGGAGAGUUUGGAUCCUUGGUCAUGUUGGAAUGUUCAGAGGGGUACUCCUUCGGUGCCGGACAUCGGACUCUUGGUUGCCUUGCCAAUGGGACAUGGGAAGGGUCGGAUGACCCAGCUACAUGCAAGAUAUUGUCCUGUGGGGAUCUUCCUUCUCCACCAUUCGGCACCAAACUUGGAACACUGACCACAUUUGGCGCAACUGCAAUCUUCAUGUGUAACCAUGGUUAUACCUUGGUGGGGUCCCAUGUCAGAGAGUGUGGAGCCAACGGCCUGUGGAGUGGUUCUGAAACCAGGUGCCUUGCCGGCCACUGUGACUCUCCAAAUCCUAUCAUCAACGGUCACAUUAGCGGUGACGGCUCAAGUUACCGCGACACAGUGGUAUACCAGUGCAUGCUGGGAUAUCGCCUGAUCGGCACAUCAGUCAGAAUCUGCCAACAAGACCAUCGGUGGUCUGGAACAACACCUGUUUGCGUCCCCAUAACCUGUGGUCAUCCUGGAAACCCAGCCAAUGGGCGGACGAACGGCACCGAGUUCAACCUCAACGAUGUGGUCAACUUCACCUGUAAUAAAGGUUACAUCCUGACUGGAAAUUCACGCGCUCAGUGUCGACUCAACGGGCAGUGGAGCAACCCACUACCUCUCUGCAAAGUGGUCAACUGUUCUGAUCCCGGGCACGUGGAAAAUGGUGUACGGCAGUCUGUAUUACAUUACCCAGAAAUCUUUAGCUACGGCACAACCGUGGCCAUUCACUGCAAACAAGGCUUCUACUUGCUCGGGUCCGCGCUUCUCACCUGCCUCCAUGAUGGACGCUGGGACAGGCCAACCCCUCGAUGCUUGGCGAUUUCCUGCGGUGACCCCGGUAUUCCCCCAAAUGUGAUCAUCCCCGGAACCCACAGCUGGACUUACGGCUCUGUGCUGCAGUACUCCUGUUUGCAAGGAGGGAUGCUGGUGGGCAAUGCUACACGCCACUGCCAAGAGGACGGCACUUGGAGUGGGGCGCCGCCCUACUGCACUGGUCUGAGUCCAGGGAUGUGCGGUGACACGGGAGUUCCUCCCCACGGUGCCCGUUUAGGAGGGGAAGAGUUUAAAACCAAGAGCUUGCUGCGUUUCAGCUGCGAGGCGGGAUACAAUCUGAUCGGCUCCGCUGAGAGGACGUGCCUCCACAACGGCACCUGGAGUGGAACGCAGCCCGUGUGCCAAGCUGUGUCAUGUGGCAACCCUGGCACCCCAGCCCAAGGCAGGAUCGUCUUCAGUGAUGGCAUCACCUUCGGCAGUUCAGUGGCUUACGCAUGCUGGGAAGGGUUCAAAACUUCGGGCUUGACAACCAGACACUGCACAACAAAUGGGACGUGGACAGGACAACCACCAGACUGCACUGUGAUCACUUGUGGAGACCCAGGACCAAUCGCCAAUGGCAUGUUCUUGGGACGUGAUUUCACCUUCAACCACACGGUGACAUACCAUUGUAACCCGGGUCACCUAAUGGAACCACCUGGACCAGGUCGUAGUGUUUUACACUGCACUAAAGAUGGACAGUGGAACCAAACCAAACCCAGCUGUAAAGUGAUCCAGUGCGGACCUCCCCCUCAAGUCCAAAAUGGGGAAGUCGAAGGAACGGAUCAUUCGUGGGGCUCAAGUGUCAGCUACAGUUGUUUCCAUGGUUAUCAGAUGUCCCUGUCGGCUGUAUUGACCUGCGAGGGGAAUGGAACGUGGACUGGAGAAGUACCGCAAUGUCUCCCAAUGCUGUGUGGUGAUCCUGGCUCUCCUGGAGGCGGAUUCCGGGAAGGGAGGAUCUUUACUUACCGGUCAGAGGUCAGAUUCUACUGCCAUACCCCAUACUUGUUGGUUGGCUCUGCCUCCAGAGUGUGUCAGGCUGAUGGUAUUUGGAGUGGCCAACAACCAGCCUGUAUAGACCCUGCUUUUAACAGCUGUCGUGACCCAGGAACACCAUCAUACGGUAUCCCAGUCCAGGCUUUGGGCCUUCAGGUUGGAAGUAAGAUUUCAUUUAAGUGUCGUAAGAACUACCACAUCCUUGGCUCUACCACAAGAACGUGUUUAGAAAACCUCACCUGGAGUGGAACACAACCUGAAUGUGUUGCCCACUCGUGCCGACAGCCCGAGACCCCAAGUCAUGUGGACAUUCGCUCGAUGGACUUGCCAACAUUGGGAUAUACACUUAUCUACACCUGUCAAGACGGUUUCUAUCUGGCCGGAGGAUCAGAACACCGAACAUGUAAAAGUGAUGGGAGAUGGUCGGGAAAACCACCACUGUGUAAAGUUGGAGUUAAAGUCAAUCCCAAAGGCAGAGAAGAGAGCGACAUCCAGAAGAACAAAAUUCGAGUUCCAGUGGACGUGUUCUCACCCAACUCGGAAUGGAGAGGUUUCUAUGAAUAUCUGGGCAAGAGACAGGCCACCACAUUCACAGUGACUGGGUUCAAUGCCAGCAGCGGAAGGGUUAAUGCCACCCUACUGGAGACCAGUGGAGUCUCAAUCAGACUAUCGGGGACUUAUAAGUCUGAGGAGAACCAACUUCUACUGAAGGUCUAUCAAGUCAAAGGGCCCACAGAGCAUUACUACAACAAGUUUAAGAAUGACAACUGGGCCGUGGAUGGAUACGUGACUGCGGAAUCCGACCAGAAAACAUUUGUCUACCAAGGGCACAUUCACAGUAAAGACUUUGGUAAAUUCCAUCUGACAAGGCAAGGCCCUGUAACCAUGGCGACAGACCCAUCCAAUCCUUAUACGAACAGCAGCUCUGUGGCAGCGGCCAUCUUGGUUCCUUUCUUUGCCCUCAUCCUGUCGGGAUUUGCCUUCUACCUCUACAAGCACAGGACAUUGUCUGCUGACACAGAUGACAAUGAAAGACCAAAAGACACCUGGGGGCCUGGCGGCAGAACCCGGCCGAAGGUCCAGUUCAAUGGCUAUGUCGGCCAUGAAAACACCAAUGGUCAGGCAUCAUUCGAAAACCCGAUGUACGACACCAACAUGAAGCCCACUGAGGCUAAAGCCGUUCGAUUCGACACCACGCUCAAUACAGUAUGCACUGUGGUGUAGUCCAGCACAUCAGUCGCUACUCUCAUUGGUGGCACAGUCCAACGGGGCUGUCCACGAUGUGGUUGAAUUAUCAGGACAAACAAGCAAACUCAUGAUUGGCACUCAUCACGUGGGGCGGUCUGUGCCGCGGCAUGCCGUUCAGCAUACUCGGCACAGUGAUGUGCCUCUGCUCCUACGUGACAGGAGUAUCCGCCGCCUCCUUCUUCGGUAAAAUUAGACAGUGAUGUCAUUAAAAAGGUUAGCUAAUGGUCCAGGGAUACGUGUUCAGACAUAAAGGAAAAAAACCCAGGGUUAGGGUUUUUAACUUCCAUCUUUGAACACUAUAUGGCCUUCUGGUACCUUUCCUCCCACAUUGAUAGAUGGUUGGCCCAAUCUAAUUCUACAGCCCCGUGCCAAAUAUAUACACAUGUAUGCACAGUGCUAAAAGGCUUACUUGGCUGCACUGCUGCAGGCCAGCCGUGUUUGACUGAUGGGAGGUUGGAUCCGCAGGGGAAGCAAUCCUCCCUUCUUCCACCUUUCUAGGCUUAAAGUCCUAAUUAGAUGGUUCAUUCAUGUCAGCACAAAUGGCGCAGGACAAACUUCCCCAGUGGGCAUUCGGAUGGGUUUGACAGGACUAAGCCUGGGCUUCAAGGUAGUGUAGAAAGCUUUUUUUCCCGUCAGAGCUGUGACAUUGCCCUCUAAAUUCAGUUAAGGUAAUGACUGAAGUUCCACCAGGCAAUGUAUUGAUGCUAAAAGUACAGAAUGUAAACAAACUGGUACCCAGAUUAGUGUCUUCUACCUAGUAACCGCAGGAUCCAUUAACGACAAUGCCUUUCACUGAAGGACCUGCCAACAAUCAGGCGGAAACUUCUGAAAUGUGUAAAUUAUUCCAUGCCCCAACUGAUGAUGUGCAGUAAAUUCCCACUCAGUGCCACGUCCAAAUUGGUAAACAGGCAACCCAUCCAGGAUGGAGUCCGCCGUUUGUCCUUGAAUGGGUUGAGUACCUGAACCUUUGACCUCAUCCUCAAAGUGUUUUCAACCUCCUAUAAAUACUUACAAAUGUCCAACACUGCUAGAGUGGCAGCCAGACUUCGAUGAAGCAGAAAUUCAAAUAAUUGAGAUGCUAUACACAACUGUGAGGUUUCCAGAGAGCUGUCAAAAACAAUCAAAUAUUCCGAGUGUCAUACUUGGAGCGGCCAGGUUUGCGUGCUUGCUGACUGAACAAGGGGAGACCUGGAGGCAAUGAACUGUCAGGUUUGUCGACCCAGGAAACGUCUUCAAGUCUCAAGGUGGACAAGAAUCUCAGCCAUGUGAUAUUUUGCACCAGUCGAUCACAAAAUCAAAAUCAGACGAACACAUGAAGAAGACUUGCGUGUAAUUAGACAAAUGGACGGAGGAAGUACUCUGUUGGGAAGGAGAGUCAAGGACAGGUCGCUACGGAAGCAGAGGCAAUUUGUCUCUUCUGGCAUUUUUUCUUCAGUGAAGAUAUUCAUGAACAGACUCUAAUGUUCAAAACCCAGUGGCCCAAUGGGACUUCCCAAUCUGCUGCUGGGGACCGCCCCAACUAUAAACUUUAUAUAGACUCUUAAAUUGCACAAAUUUUGCACUAGUGUGUUUUUCUGACUGGGUUAUGAAAAAAAAGGAAAAAAAAGAAUAAUUUUGGGGUCUGAAGUGGGUUUGGAAAAUCAAGUCCUUCAAAUUAAGAGAAUUUUAUUCAAAGCUUCUAUCUUAAAAAAAAUAAAAUAAAAAACAGAUGGCUCCACACAGGGUUACAGAGUGUUUGUACAUACACAUAUAUAUUUCAAGCCCAACGCCCGCAGGUGUGUUUUUAUUGUUGUCGUGACAACGUUCUAGCCCCCCCACAAAGUUGAGACGAGUUUACCUGUGGACCUCCUGUGUCGUAAUGACUUUCAUGUUGUGUUAAUGACCAUGUCUAUUUCUGAAAGCUCAUAUUGAACACUGCUUUUACCCUAAUGCUCACCCAAAUAGCACACAGUAUGAUGCUUUACACUAGGAUCACAGUGUACAAGACUAUCUCAGAAAAAAAGGAGCAUACAGUAGAUGUUUUCAGAAACAACCAAGUCUUAAAAAAAAAACAUUUAAUGCUCAACCACUCAGACUGUCAUGCACCGCCCAUACCACAUUUUUUAAUACACAACCCGACAACUUUAAAGAGCACACAGCCUGUGUGACUUCACCGCUUAAAGGUGAAGUUUAUCGAAACAAGCUCUUGAUCGCUGUAUUUCAGCCUACGAAUCAAUCCGAGGCAGUGUAUCUUUAAAAAGUUGAGUUUUCAAACAGAUUGCGAGAAACAAACUCCAUGGCCCUCAAUGAAUCAGUAAAGUCUCAGGCGAGAAAUGAGUGAGAUCAGGAACAGGCAAGGUUAAUUAACAUAUAUUUGCUCCGUAAAAUGCCCUUUGACAUGAGAUUGUGUUGCCUGAGUGAUGAUCAAUAAAACAGCAUUCAGCUUUUUGCAAAUUUUAUAUGAGCAAUUGGCUGUAAGUUUGAAGAAACUCUAACAUCGAACUAAUGGAAAUAAGACGUACAACAAUAAACAUGGCAGUCUGACCUUUGAUGACGCAGGCACACUCUGAAGGUGAUUUACAUUGCUGAUUCCUCUCUUUUUCUGUGUGUAACCAAAUAUUUUUGGAAAUAAACCCCAAAAGAUUAAAAACACAGCCUUAACAUUGAUUAAAAAAAAAAGAACUGCAGUGUGAUAAACAUAGUCAAGCCUUGCGAUACGACUGACCUGACUUACGGGCUAUUUGAGAUAUGAGCUGUUAACUCACUUUACAAGGAGCAGGAGUUUGGCAUAUAGCUGACAAUUUUCAAAAGAGCUUCAAGCUGUUUACUAACAGUUUCGGUUGACGUUUACUGUCAAACCUAAUGUAAAACAGAAUUACUUGUUUUGUGUUUCAAACAACCACAUACUUUUCUUAACAGUCCAUGUAGCUUAAUUCUAACACGUAAUUUUUACCAACAUUCUUGCUGCUGGAGGCUGUAAAUUUCCCCAGUGUGGGACAAAUAAAGGAUAUCUUAUUUUAAUGGGAAAUGCCAUUGACAGGCUAAAGAAUUGGUGCUGACUGAAAAGCUGAGAUCCAUGUACAAAAACCAAUUCCAAUACAGCUGGGAGGUGUAAUGUAGAAAUUAAGACAGAAUACAAUGAUUUGAAAAUCCUUCUCAACCUAAAUUCAACUGAAUACACAACAAUGACAAGAUAUAUAAUGUUUAGACUGAUAAAGCUCAUUGGGUUUUUUUCAAAUAUUUUCUCAUUUUAAAUUUGAUCCCUGCAUUGUUCCAAAAAAAGAUGCGACAAUAGAAUCAUCAUAUCACUGUGUUGCAUCACCGUUCCUUUUAACAACACUCACUCAGCAUUUAGGAACAAUUCUUGCUUUAUGUACAACUUCACUGGCUCAACUGUACGGCGUCUCCAUUCUUGUAUUUUGUUAUUCGUAAUGCGCUACACAUUUUAAAUUGGAGACAUGUAUGGACUGCUAGCUGGCCAUUCUUGUACAGUCCCUGGAAAAGACGUUGCUUGGAUGGCAGCAUAUGUUGCUCCACCCCCUAUAUGGAACUUUCAGCAUUAAUGGUGCCUCAGCAGAUGUGCAAGAUGCCUAUAACCUGGGCACUAACACACCCCGAUACCAUCGCAGAUGUUGGCUUCGUUUGCAGAUGUGCGCUGAGGACACCAUGUCCAUGGUUUCCAAAGACGAUUUUAAAUUUGGACUCGUCAGACCAAAACACACUUUUCCACUUUGCAUGGAAGUGUUUUGAGUAACGAAUGUGGUUACAGAACGAAAUGAAUCGGAAUCUUAAAGCACCACUUUACAUGUAAAAGAUGCAUAAAAAUAUAGGAAAUUUUUAAUCUCAGAAGUGCUUCGUUUUACAGGUUGCAUUGUGCAAUUCAUACAGUGACUUGCAACCAGUAGUACUGCAGCAAUAUUAAAAUUGGCCAAAAGCAGCUUGUUUAGCUGCUUCAAAAUGGCAUGAGAACACACACAUUUCUCAGUAGCUUAUGAGCCCCUUAAUAAUUUCAAAAACAGCCACUGUGCCGAGAGGAUUCCAACGUUAUGAGUGAUGCACCAAGCUCACUGCCUCAAACACAAGUUGAAUUCCUGAUAUUUUAAAUCAAAACAAUGCACUUACUCACGAUAUUUCACGAUCCAGCAUCAUCCAUGUGUCUGGAACGAUACGAAAGCUUGUCAAGUGCCCCCCCCCCAAAAAUAUAUAUAUAUAUAUCUAUAUAUAAAUAGAUAUAUAUAUAUGCAUAUGCAGUUUUGAUGUAACUGCUGUCAGUGUGAGUAUUCCAGUGUCUGCCGGCUGGUUUCACACAUUGCGCACAACGUUCUCACAUUAUGGUUGCACUUCAGGUGUUUUUCUUUAACCGGCAUGACUUUGCCAGCCUCAAGUUCACAUUUCGUCGUGCUGCCUUGGAAAUGAUUCAUCCUCAGUCCAUCCGUGAUGAGCUUGCAAACAAUGUCUUACAACUUUUGUCAACACAAUUCACAAUGCACAAUUCACACAAAUUUGCAGUCAGGUUUGCUGGAAAAUAAUCUUGCAAGUUAAAAAAAACAAUUAUACGAUAAAACAUCUAGCAUGAGAGGAUUUUAUUCAUUCUGCAAAAAUGAAAUGAAAUAAUGAAUACAUAUAACAGAAAACAAACCCAUCGUCAACCGAACAACCCCAAAGUGAAUGCCGCAGACUAAAAAAUACCGUUGUUAGAAUCAAAGCAUGCACCACGACAGAAUACACACAACUAAACAACGCCUUGUCCCAAAAUUGUGAGUUAGAUGUUUUUGUUUUCUUUUUUUCCAUGCUGGCAUGCACACAGGCGCUCCAUUGAAUUGAUCUCAUUAAGUCAUUUGAGAUUUUCCACAGAGCCAAAAGGGCAUAAUCGAGCCAGAAAUUAAGAGGCUGCGAGGUUUCCACCGGUGUAAUAAGAGGUCUAAUUUUAUCUGCUAAUGGCACGCCGCUGAUCUCUUAGUGCGCCUGAUCACAAAAAAAUGUCGACUGCUGUUUAUUCUGUUGCGUAAAAGAUUAGAGCCGCGCUUGCGGAGGUUACAUUUGGGAGCUCGUGCACGGGCGGAGCUUGAGUUAAAUGCAGGGUGAGCGCGCGUGCGCAUCGUCAAAGGUUACUUGUGCCAUAAUAGGGUGUCCAGCCCGCAGCUACAAUCUAAAGUUUUAAGUUUGGGUUUUAUCCAGAGACAACAUUGAAGUAACAUUUUCAGCAGUGAGCUAUAUGGUACUUGAAGUCGUUUUACCGUGGAUAUGUUUAUUAUUUACCUAUUCUCAACAUUUCCUCUUGGGCAACCUUGUCAUGUUGAACUUGUGCAACUAAGUAGCCUGUAACCUUGUUUCACUUCAAGGUAUUGUUGUUAUUGUUUUUUUCUAUGUUUCAAUGAAAUUGCAGUGUGUGAAUUAUGUUUAAGCCACUGAGGACUAGAGUGGGCUUCUUCCGUCUUUGUCGUUUUGGAGCAGAGUGAUUGAUUUUAUUGCUAAAAUUGAAGGGAUUUGCAUUUGGUCUUAGUGAUUAACAUUCCAGAAUUGGUGGGUUUCCUCCGAUUUGUCUACUCCAUACACCUUCAAAUCUAUCGAUAAUCCAAGAAAGAUGAUAAAUUACAAUUCACAUAUACUUGCAUGGCCUUCGAUAAAGCACUGCUUGCUUUCUGGGUCAUCUUUCAAUCCCGGAAGGUCAAUUUCUGAAAUGUUAUUGAAGCCUGGUAUGGGCGUGGCCAUCCUGGAAAUGCAAAUUGGCUGCUUGGUUGACCUCAACCUUCUUGAGAUCAAAAUUCUUCUGAAAGCUGUGCGUUUUCACUAUUCAUUUCCAGAUUGAAAAAUGACAAAAAUGGGAUUGACCCUCUCCAGUUCAGAGUGGCUCAUUUAUCACAGUGUCGUCUCAACAAAUUUCAGACAUGAUUUUUUUUUUUCCAACACGGGAGGUCCUUCAGGAAGACAGCAAUGUUCCAAGCGCCAUCCGCACCGUUUAUCAUCGUCAUCAUUUUCUGUCACCUUGUCGUCAUCCUGUGCCGCUUAACUUGAAGUCGGUGCAACAUAAGAGACAUUUUUGUACAGAAAUCUAUUUUUAUGGAGACUUUGUUUAAAAAAAAUCUAGAAACUAUUAAACAUACUGUACUUUUUAUGAUCAAUGAUGUAGGUUGGCAAACAUCUUGUUUAUUGAAAUAAAUCAAUGGGGAUUUUUUGGGGGGGGGUAUUAUGGCGAGGCGAAAUUUUCAGAAUGAGUGAUGUUGCUCUUACACAGGAACAUAAAAACCAUUUGCAAGAUCAACACUGGAAAUCUAGUAAAUAUGUUUAUAUGGUGCAACACAGUAGCAGCAGGGUAAUAAAAGGACUGCAAAAGUCUUGGGCCACCGUUCAAAGUUGUUGUAAUGAUCAUAUACAGUGGAAUGAGAAUGUCACCCAGUGGAGCACAGACCAAAGCUGGCUCGUGAAACAAAAAAAAGAGACUACUAAAAUGUUAAUGUGCUGCAGAAUGUUGUAGUUCAUGGAAGCUAAUAAGCAAAGAGGCAGUGCCAUCAAGAUUCGAAGCGAUGGCAACUCAAAAGUGGUUAUUCUCUAUCUUCUUCAAAUCUUUACUGAUUUGAGUCAUCAUAAAUAAAUAAAUUUAUCUUUUUCAUUUGA
This is a messenger RNA of Hippocampus zosterae (dwarf seahorse), 17827 nucleotides long. Its product is annotated as CUB and sushi domain-containing protein 1-like. The transcript has 76 exons. NCBI's taxonomy places the organism in Eukaryota, Metazoa, Chordata, Actinopteri, Syngnathiformes, Syngnathidae. The record is from RefSeq and is a predicted model, not a curated record. Bases 371 to 11209 code for a protein of 3612 amino acids.